Cryptomeria japonica (Japanese cedar) is the source of this 450-nucleotide messenger RNA. RefSeq names its product cytochrome P450 750A1-like. Bases 1 to 450 code for a protein of 149 amino acids. The transcript is spliced from 2 exons. The record is from RefSeq and is a predicted model, not a curated record. NCBI's taxonomy places the organism in Eukaryota, Viridiplantae, Streptophyta, Pinopsida, Cupressales, Cupressaceae. Gene Ontology annotation, molecular function: heme binding; oxidoreductase activity, acting on paired donors, with incorporation or reduction of molecular oxygen; iron ion binding.
AUGGCUUUCUUUGAAAUUCCUCAAAUAAGGGCAGAGCAACUUUCCAGUCAAAGAACUGCUCUAGCAUCAGUUUUUGUACUCCUUUUGUGGGUAUUAUACCGCUUCAAAAAGAAUUCUAAGUUGCCUCAAGGGUUAAACCCAUGGCCUAUUAUAGGAAACCUCCAUCAGCUUGGUAGGCUUCCACACCGUAAUUUAUAUGAGCUCUCAAAGAUAUAUGACCCUGUGAUAUCCUCUUCUACUGCUGGAGAACUCAUUACUUAUAACUAUAAGAACUUGGGUAUGCGUUCUUAUGAUGCGUACUGGAGGCACAUGACGAAGAUAUGUGUGAUGGAGUUGCUGAGCGCAAAGCGAGUUGAGUCUUUUCAGUUUAUAAACGAGGAAGAGAUUUCUCUGGAUGUGAGGUCCAUUUGGGAGAGAAGUAAGCAGGGUGACGGUUGCUGUGAAUGUUAG